GAGCAGAUCUGGACGUCCACGCGCAGGAUCUAAAGUCAACGGGGAAAUUCUUAGUACCAAGAUACAAUCAGGCUUAUUAGCAUCAAAUCAGAAGCAGCUGUAAGCAACGAGCUGAUGAGUGCCAUGACUUCCUGCGUUAACCUGAAUGUUUUGUUUUCCAGUGUCAGAGGUUCAUCCGAUGCUGAAGCUGUUGACAGUUUUUAUUAUGAAACGCUUCAGCAGCCGUCGAGGCGGUUGCUAUGACACUGUGCAGAUGUUCGUGGCCACCAGAGGUUGAACCCUUGUCAUUUUGCUGAUCAUCUGUUUUGUUCUCUUGAAUCACCUGCUGCUCACACUUUAAACCAUAGUGUUAACCUAAACAUUUUACUGCUGUAAUGUGAAAUAUUGGUAUUAUACAUUUUGGUUCCAGCUCCUAAAAUCUUUUAAAUGUUGCCUUCCUGGCUGAUCUGCCACGGUUUGACCCAGUCUGCAGGUGGAGACCUUCUCCUCAGCACCUCCGUGUGGUUGAUGUGAUUGUUCUCCUACCUGGACCUCUGUGGAGGGCAGGCGACCUGGGGUCCGGGUCUUGUUCCUGGUUCUCAGAGGAUGAACCCCAAUGACCUUGGUGAUGUCUACUGAUUUUCAGGGUUCACCACGCUUUCAGUCCCCAGAACCUCCAACAAUAAUGAAAAUGCAGUCACUGCUGCACAUCCCAGAGUGUUGUUCACUCAUAAUUAAGAACUAAUUCAGAUGAAAAGUUCAUUGAGUUUUCCCUAAGUCUGACUUGGGAGCGCUCCCGCGGCUUAAGGCCUCAGGGGAGAGGCAGCGUUGGCUCCAGUCUCUGGCCUCCGGCCCGAAACCAUUUGUCCGGCUGGUAUGUGCCCAUCCACCGUCCCAUGACGCACUGCUGCUCUAAAUAUAAACAUCCAAACUGGGUGUUCAGCUCCAAGGUCGCAUUAUGUCACCUCAAGCAGCACGCGCUCAGCACCGGGACCGAGCGCUUCAGGACGACCUGCCUCCAACGCGAGGAUCCGACUGGAGCCAACGCUGGAGGACACGCUUCUCAUAAAGCUCAAAAUCUGGGCCGCGACCUUGAACUGUGCUACUUGUUCGUCCUUUGCUCAGACCUCUGGCAGAAAUGGGCAGUGGAAUGAGCAAGAUCCUGCCUGAUCUUUAUCUUGGGAAUUUAAAAGAUGCUCGAGACAAGGAGCUUCUGGCUCAGCACAACAUCACCCACAUCCUGUCCAUCCACGACACAGCUGCACCCGUCCUGGAGGACAUCACGUACCUCUGCAUAUCUGCUUCUGACCACUCCAAGCAAAACCUGAGCCAGUUCUUCAGGGAAAGCAUCGCGUUCAUCCACGGCUGCCGCCUGAAGGGCGAGGGCUGCCUCGUCCACUGUGUGGCAGGAGUGUCGCGCAGCGUCACGCUGGUGGUGGCCUACAUCAUGACGGUGACGGGCCACGGCUGGGUGGACUCUCUGGCGGCGGUGAGGGCGUCCAGGCCGUGUGCGGGGCCCAACCUGGGCUUCCUACGGCAGCUGGAGGAGUUUGAACACACAGAGCUGCCCACGUACCGAGCCUGGUGGAGCGACAGGUACGGGAGGAGGUCCUUCAGCGACGCCGAGGACGUCGAGGCCCUUUUAGCUCGAAGCUCCGGUCCUGAACGCUCCACGAGGGGAACCUGAACGCACCGUCACUCAGCAGCUGCUGAUGCUGCAGACGGAGGCUCUCGUUAAGCAGCGUCUGCUCUCAUGUGAAAGGGGACUUUCUUUCAAGCCGAUAUCACGAGUCCCUUUCGUCAUGUCAUGUCCUUCUCUAACUGUCAAAACAACACGCACGGGCGGCCAAGCGCGACGGCGCGGCACGAACACGCUGUCCACAGCCAGAGCUCUCAGCUCCCGCUUUGGCCUCGGACCCACAGCUGGAGGCCUCCACUGAAGCAGCAUCACACUUAUCUCCAUGUUUAUUGCAGGAUUUUUGCUAAAGCGUGUUUGUCAAUUCAUGCAACAUUGAAACAUGAGGUGGAAAGUAACUUUUAUUUCAUGCUUUUACCAUUUUCUGCUACUUUAUAAAUUCUCCUCUGAAUCUGAUUAUUAUUAUUAAACCUCAAAGACACAAUCUGUUAA
Molecule: messenger RNA, 2107 nt
Organism: Betta splendens (Siamese fighting fish)
Lineage: Eukaryota; Metazoa; Chordata; Actinopteri; Anabantiformes; Osphronemidae
Product: dual specificity protein phosphatase 22-B-like
Exons: 7
Coding region: 1118-1666 (182 amino acids)
Biological process (GO): transforming growth factor beta receptor signaling pathway; positive regulation of JNK cascade; protein dephosphorylation
Cellular component (GO): cytosol
Molecular function (GO): protein tyrosine/serine/threonine phosphatase activity
Source: RefSeq, a predicted model, not a curated record